Messenger RNA from Chara braunii, 1635 nucleotides. The record is from the annotation of a GenBank genome assembly. NCBI's taxonomy places the organism in Eukaryota, Viridiplantae, Streptophyta, Charophyceae, Charales, Characeae.
UCAUACACAGACUCGAGGCGGAGGACAAAAAGACCUCCGCCGAGUUUGAGUUGGUCAACGGUUUGCUGUUUCUUGAGAAGGCCGGGAAUAAAUGAUUGUGCGUCCCAAAUAGAGUCUUUGCGUAGUUUAUUUUUAGGAGAAUGUCAUGAUGCCACCGGCCAUUUUGGGUAUAAGAAGACCGCAGCCAACUUGCUGCAGCGAUUCUGGUGGCCCACGAUGUUGCGAGAUGCUCAGUUGUAUGCGGAGACUUGUCAAUUGUGUCAACGAGGCAAGCCACAUACUCAGGCUCCUCUUGGGCUUUUGAAGCCCCUUCCGAUUCCGGAACGACCUGGUGAGAGUCUGUCCAUGGAUUUCAUGGAUACUCUGAUCACCAGCAAGAGUGGGAUGCGGCACAUCUUCGUCAUCGUGGAUAGAUUUAGUAAGUAUGCUAGGCUAGUAGCCAUGCCAGAAACAGCAAGAACGGAGUACGUGAUCCGAAUGUUCAAAGAAAACUGGGUUAGAGACUUUGGUUUACCCAAGUCUAUUGUGAGUGACAGGGAUGUCAGGUUUACCAGCGAGUUGUGGAAGGCUGCUGCUGCAGAGCAGGGCACUCAGUUGCAAAUGACUUCUGGAAAUCACCCAGAGGCCAAUGGCCAGGCCGAGCAACUGAACCGCGCUGUACAACACCUAUUGAGGCAUUACGUCAAGCCCGACCAGGUGGACUGGGAUGAGAAGCUUGCUCUCAUCGCCAGUCUUUAUAACAAUGCGGUACACAGUGCCACUGGGGUGAGCCCGAACAGUCUACUACUGACUUUCAAACCUAGACUACCUCUUGACUUUCUCCUACCUGAGAAUGAAUCAACGACUGCACCGGGUACGUUAGAGUUUGCCUACAGAUACGAACAGAAAAUGCAGCAGGCAGUAGAACAGAUGCAGAAGGCACGGGCCGCGAUGAUAGAGUCCGAAAACAAACACCGCCGGCCUUCUACAUUUCAAGUUGGGGAUAUAGUCUGGGUUAAGUCCUCAAAACUGGGACAGGAGUAUGGGAUAUCCCCCAAACUCAUGCCUCAGUACUUUGGACCUUGGGAAGUCUUGGACUUCGUCGGAACAGAUCCGGAUGGGCACUCAUAUGUUAUCCAAAUUCCUGGUCAUCUUCGUACUUACCCUGUCUUUCACUCCUCCAAGCUGGCACCUUCCAAAGAAACUGACCAGUUUCCCAUCUCAUCGCUCAAUGCUGCCCGCAAACUCAUGCCUCAGUACUUUGGACCUUGGAAAGUCUUGGACAUCGUCGGAACAGAUCCAGAUGGGCCCUCAUAUGUUAUCCGGAUUCCUGGUCAUCUUCGUACUUACCCUGUCUUUCACGCCUCCAAGCUGGCACCUUUCAAAGAAACUGACCAGUUCCCAAUGCUGCCCCCAACCAUGGACGGAGAGGUGGACAUUCAUGAUAUUGUGGAUCACCGAGAGCUGCCGGUAUCAAGACCAGAAAGCAGGGGACGUCCUCCAAAACCGAAGCUGCAGUACCGCGUUCGGUUCUGGCAUCACACUGAUCCGAAGGAGGACCGAUGGUUCACCAGGGAGUAACUCAUGCAGACCGCUCCUCAAGUUGUGACUCGAUACGAGAGAUCUCUGCAGAAAGGAAAGCGCCCUAUGAUUGAA